AUGCCGGGCGAGGCUGUGCAAACGAGGCCUUCGCACCAUGCAGAACACCAGUACGAGGGCUUCUUGAAGGGGCUGGGCGCUACGUCCCAGGAUGUGAUAUGCAGCAAGAAAGCCUCGCAGUUGAAAAGGCUACAUGAAGCUACUCAUUUUGCAAUCGGAUGUCAGAAGUGGGACGAGGGGAACCGGGGAGCUUCUGUCACUCACACCACUUUCGUGGAUCCAGAGGUUGUCUAUGCCACCAGCGAUGCUCCGGACAAGAACAUGAGUGUCGUUGAACUCAGACAGCAGGCCUUCAAGCCGGAGAUCCACUAUCGCACCGAGCAACGCGACAGGUUUGAAGACCCAGGACCGCAGCCGAAGAAUGACACUCUGGUUCCAGUGGUUUCAGUGCACUUCGGAGAUGACAGGCCAGGCUACUCGCUGCAAUCCCAUUCAGCACAUCGCAAAAUAGCGCAGGAGGAGCACCAGCACCAAAAAGUAUUUCGAGCGGCGGGGUCCGGCGUGCUGAUUCCGACAAGUGCCUGGCCCAAGCCCGUGCGCUGCAAUCCAGUGACUGGUGGACCCAGAAAUGCUGAUGUCUACGACCUGGGUGUGGCAGCGGGAGUUCGGCAUGAUCGCGUCAGCCAAAACAGCUCUACCAUUGUGCACGAGGCUCACGUCCGGAAUCCCAUACAUGGGAUAGCAAUUCCCCUCCACGCCUAUGCCAAUCCGAGAGGAGAGUUGGGAAGGAGUUCGGAGCAAGUAGUGGCAGAAGCCAACCGGAUGGUUCCGGCGCUGCGAUCCUUGGCUGCUGUGCGGCCGCAUUGCUGA
Molecule: messenger RNA, 810 nt
Organism: Symbiodinium sp. CCMP2592
Lineage: Eukaryota; Dinophyceae; Suessiales; Symbiodiniaceae
Source: the annotation of a GenBank genome assembly